AUAAAUUUAGAAGAAAAAGAAAAGUGAAAUUUUUUGAGAAAAUUGAUAUAAUUAUUAAAAAUAAAAUUAAAAUUAAAAAACAAUUUGUGAUGAAGAUAAAGUUCUCAAAAUAAAAUAACUUACUAACAUGUCUAAAACAGUUGAUUUUGAUUACACAAAAGUGAAAAUAAAACGUGAAAAACCAAGUCCACCAAGAAAAAAAGAACCAGAGGAGAUUAUUGAUGAAAUAAUUCCUACCUUAUUCAACAGUAACUCUAAAAGUGUGCAAGAAACUGAUGAUAAUAUUGAUAAUAAGAAAAAUGUGGAGCCAGUAAAGUCGUCAAAUGAAAUUCUAGCUGAACUUUUUAAGGUGUUUAAUGCAGCUCCACCAAAAAGUUUGCUAAACGAUGAAUUCUUGUUGAAUAAAAAACCUAAAAAAAAACAUAAGAAAGAAAAAAAACACAAAAAGAAAUCUAAAAAGAAGGGUAGAAGUAGCAGUGAUGAUAGCAGCCAAAGUGAUAUUUGUACCCCCAAGGAUGACAAACAUAAGAAGAAAAAAAGAAAGAAAUCUAAACAUUCAGAACAUCAUAAAAAAAUUAAAGUAGAAAUUAAAGUUGAAAAUAAUAAAGACAAAGGCUCCACAUCGAAAAAAACAAUCGAAGAGAAAAGCAAUUCGAAUGAUUCUGAAUUUUCGAUUUCUGAUUAUGAUGAAAAUGAGUUGCCAAAAUCGCCAAUAGCUAAAACCAAAAUUAAAGUAGAAAAAGAUGAUAAUUUUUAUAAAAAAUCUGUUGAUGAUAAAUCUAAUUAUGAGUAUUCAAAAGAAAUUCCUAACAAUAACCACGGAACUAGUAAAAGUAAAGAUAAGGAAAGGGAUCGACAAAAACGAAAACAUACAGAAAAAAAGGAGGUAGAAUCUGAAAUAUCAUUGUCUGAUGAGGAAACAUAUUUGAAAGAGAAAGAAAAAUAUAAUGCUUUUUAUGGUAAAAAUAAAGAAUUAGACGAUGACAAGAAAAAUGAUUCCAAAAAGGACAGUAAACCAAAAAGUAGAGAAGAAAAUGAAUUCUAUAGAGGAAGUCGCCUAAGCAGUCGAGAUAGAGAUCGCGAUCGGGAUCGUGAUCGAGAUCGUGAGCGAGAUCGAGAUCGUAGAAAUUAUAGAAGUUCUAGUCGAAGUCGAUAUGGGAGAAGCCGAUGGGGUCGAAGUAGAUCGAGAAGUUUAGCAAGAUCGACAUCUAGAUCUAGAGAAUUAGGAAUAGAUAAAAAACGUUUACUAGAAAUCGCCAGAAAAAAUGCGAUUUCUAUGUUUAAAAAAGGUGCUCUACCCGGAACACAACAAAUGAGUCAAGAUAUUAAAGAUAAAGUACUAAUGAAAAUGAGAUAUGGCGGAAAGACCGUAGAAGAUUUAACUGAUUUUUGUAAAAAACUAUCUAAUGGCGAAAAUUUAAAUGAAAUAUCAGAUUUAUCUUCUGAUGACUCUGAUCAUGAUAAAGAUGGAAAUGAAAAAGCUUUUGUUCAUCAUCCAUUUGUAAUUAAAGAUCGCGCACCCAUUGUAAUGAAUAUUAAGAAUUCAGUACCGAUCCAACCAAAAUCGGCAGAAGAAACUAAAGCUUUGUUAAUGCAAUUUCCGGUUUCGUCUGGUCAACAACAUAGAUUAAAUGAAAGUGAAUGGGUUCCAGUUACUCCGCCUAAGACUGAAGUACCAAAACCAAUGCCAGUUGGUACUAUAGUACCGACUGCAUCGAAACGUAUGAUUCAACAACAGCUUUCGGCACAAAUACCUAAAACUAUUUUUGGAAAACCGAUACCAGCUGAUCAAAAACAAUUACCGGCAUUUGUAUCAGUAACACAACAAGCAAAUAACUUAAUUAUUUCCGAUAAUGAUGGUAAUAAUGUUGCACAAGAUUCCUUAGCAAAUGGAACAGAACAUAUUUUAACAAAUUCUGUAAAUUCAACUAUACCGCCAAUAUUGCCUGUUCCAAGUUCACUGCCACCAAUAAAUUCAACACUUCCAAUUUCUACACCGAUUUCAGUUCCACCACCAAUAGUACAGAAUAUUCCGCCACCAAAUCCUCCACCACCCUCACUCAUUCCACCACCAUUACCUGCAAAAGAUAGUAUUUUCCCGCAACAUCAACAGAACUUAGAUGUGGCUUCAAUUAUUGGAAAACGUUUAAAUGCUAUGCGCCGUUUACAAGAGAAUCCAAUGGAUGCUGAGGCUUUAAAAAUUAUGUAUACAGCACAAAAGGAUAUGUCAACAUGGGCUAGUAUGAAACAGUUACCGGGUCAAUUUACUGGUAGUACAGGUGUUAAUGUUUUAAGUGCAAGGGAAUUAAGCGGUGGUGUAAAAGCUUGGGCAAAACGGGAUCAGUUAAUAAGUUCAGCACCGGUAUCUGGUGGUAUGGGUAUGCAACUUUUACAAAAAAUGGGAUGGAAACCAGGUGAAGGUUUAGGACGUGAAAGAAACGGUGCAUUACAGCCACUAUUGCUUGAAGUAAAAUUAGAUAAACGUGGUGUAAUGGCAAUGGAAGAGGAUCCAACAAAAAGACGUAUUAACAAUCAACCAUAUCAAAAGAGAUCUAAGAGAAUACAAAAUAAUACGAUAUCACAAGCAAAAGAAGCAUUAGAAACAAAACACCCAGUAUCAUUACUUGGAGAAAUUGCAUCGAAAAAACGAUGGACACCACCAUUUUAUGAAUUGGUUGAUGAUAAAGGGCCAUCACAUAAUAAAGCAUUUAUAUUUAAAGUUGUAGUUAAUGAUAUUGUAUAUCAGCCAACAUUAUCAUCUUCAACAAAGAAAGCUGCAAAAGCUGUUGCAGCAAAAUAUUGUCUUCAACAAUUAGGUGUUUUACCAACUACAGCUGUCGUAACACAAACAACGCCAAUGACUGGUACAACAACAGCAACGAACUCAGUUACUUAAUUUAAUUUAAUUGAAAUUUAAAAAAAAAAUUAUUAUUAUUAUUUUAGUACUAUGUAAAAAUUAAAUUGAAUUAAAAAUUAUAAUUUUUCAUUCUCUGGCUGUUUAUAAACAAAAAAAAAAUAUUUAAAUUCAUACAUACAUAAGUGUAGCGGUAGUAAUAUUAUGUAUGUGCUCAUAUGUAUUAUAUACAAUUAUUAUAUUACAUAUAUACAAAUUGUUAUUUAAAUCGUAUAUAUAUUUUAAAAACUUAGAAUUUACAUACAAUUAAGAUAAUUAACUUAAAAUAGUUAUUGUGAAGAAUUUAUGAUUAAAAAUUAUUUAAGAUAAUGCAAUAAA
Condylostylus longicornis is the source of this 3232-nucleotide messenger RNA. RefSeq names its product protein Son (gene Son). The coding region runs from base 128 to 2896 and encodes 922 amino acids. NCBI's taxonomy places the organism in Eukaryota, Metazoa, Arthropoda, Insecta, Diptera, Dolichopodidae. The transcript is spliced from 11 exons. Gene Ontology annotation, biological process: regulation of mRNA splicing, via spliceosome; regulation of cell cycle. The record is from RefSeq and is a predicted model, not a curated record. Gene Ontology annotation, molecular function: RNA binding.